Cuscuta epithymum is the source of this 3005-nucleotide messenger RNA. The record is from the annotation of a GenBank genome assembly. NCBI's taxonomy places the organism in Eukaryota, Viridiplantae, Streptophyta, Magnoliopsida, Solanales, Convolvulaceae.
CGGAUUCUCCCACAUUAUGUCGUUUCCGUGCUGCCACCAAACGCCACCACCACGAAGUCCCCAACUACCGCUAUACCGGAUUCUUACAUCUCACCAUUCGCCUCCACCCUACUUCUCUUUCAGUCUUGACCAUAGCCACUUCCUUGCUUUGCUUCUCCGCUAAACCUCCUCUCUGGAGCCUUUCUCUGCCGGAUUUUCAGGAUUUCAUACUUGAGUAUUUCGGAGGUUACGGAAAACCCGACGCACCCGCCGUCACCGCAAUCGAAAAGCACCCAGAUGGCGUCUGACAUUUUGCAUUCGCCUGAUGACCCCGCUGCCUCCUCCUCUCUCUUCGAUUGGUCCGAGUUGCUGGAGUUCAGCCUCGACGAUCAGCUCAACAUCUCGUUCGAUUCCAUCCAGGACCAGCAGCCCCUGCUGCAGCCGGAUUUACCCUCUCCGAAUGUUCCAACUACGACUUCUGAUGGGGAUGCUGAUCCGAGUCGGGUCAGGAAGAGAGACCCGAGGAUGGUUUGCUCCAACUUUCUGGCCGGACGAAUCCCCUGUGCCUGCCCAGAGAUAGAUGAGCAGCUUGAGGAGGAGGAGCUGGCUGCUCUUGGUUCUGCAGGGAAGAAGAAGGCCCGCACGUCCAGAGCCCCUGCUGUCGGUCUGCACACCGCUCUUUGUCAAGUGCCUGACUGUGAAGCUGAUAUCAGUGAGCUCAAAGGUUAUCAUAAAAGACAUCGGGUUUGCCUGGACUGUGCUAACGCAAUAUCCGUUGUUCUUGAUGGCGAGAGCAAGAGAUAUUGCCAACAGUGUGGCAAGUUUCAUGUUUUAUUGGACUUUGAUGAAGGUAAGCGUAGUUGUCGAAGGAAACUUGAGCGCCAUAACAAUAGACGCAGAAGGAAAUCUGUAGAUUCAAAGGGCUCAUUGGAGAAAGAACCUCAACAGGUUUUAGUAGCUGAUGAGGGUUGUUUUGAUGAGGACUUCAGCAAAGAUGGCAAUGGUAUGAGCAGCCAAAUAAUUGAAAAAGAAGUACCCUUGGAAUCUGAAGGGAAGCUAUCAACGCUUUGCUCCACCCCGGGUACCCAGAAUAUUCAGAGUGAUAGCAUUAUACCUUCUCCAGCUUCUGGUGAAAUACAAAGCAAAAAAGGGAAAGAAAACAAAAAAGACACUCAUUCUCCUUCCAAUUGUGACAACAGGAGUGCACUAUCUUCUGUUUGCCCUACUGGUCGGAUCUCAUUCAAGCUUUAUGACUGGAACCCUGCAGAGUUCCCGCGUCGCCUACGUCACCAAGUACUUAAGGCUUACUAUUACAAUUUUUCAAUGGUUGGCCAGCAUGCCUGUUGAAUUGGAGGGAUAUAUUCGUCCUGGCUGUACAAUUCUGACAGUAUUUAUUGCAAUGCCACAUUUCAAGUGGGCAAAGUUGCUAGAAGAGCCAACAGUACAGUUGCAAGAACUUGUGCUCUCGCCGGGAAAUAUGCUCCUUGGAAGAGGCGCCUUCCUUGUUUAUCUGAAUAACAUGGUAUUUCGUGUUACUAAAGGAGGAACAUCGAUAAUGAAAGUCAAGUUAAAAGGAAAAAGUCCAGUGCUCAACUAUGUGCAUCCUAUUUGCUUUGAGGCUGGCAAACCAAUGGAGUUCUUUGUAUGUGGAACCAAUCUACUUCAGUCGAAAUUCCGCUUUCUUGUAUCAUUUUCUGGGAAGUAUUUAGCAAAUGAUUUUUGUGUUACCCCGUGCUGUAAGAUAGAACGAGAUUCUAGUAGUUUAGACCAUCAGUUGAUGAAGGUCAGUGUUCCUCAAAUCAAUGCAGAUCUAUAUGGCCCUGCAUUUAUUGAGGUUGAAAAUGAGUCUGGCUUGUCGAACUUUGUUCCUGUUCUUGUUGCGAGCAAGGACAUAUGUGCAGAUAUGGAGAGGAUAUUAGAAGUGUUUAAUAAACCUCUUCCCCCUGAGGGUGCUGGAAUUGUAUCAAGCUGUCCUUCUUGUGAGCAUUCCAAGUUGCGUCAUGCAGAAUCAUCAGAUUUCAUGCUGGAUGUUGCAUGGUUGAUAAGGGAGCCGGUAUUGGCAACCAUUCAACUUUUGACAUGUAAUCUCAUGCAACGAUUCAUAGGGUUAUUAAACCUUUUGAUAGAAAAUGAGUCAACUUCAAUACUAGAAAGAGCUUUGCCGCACAUUAAAAUGGUGAUGGACAGUAGUUCAGUUGCUAAGAUUGCUGCUUCUGAAAUGAAUAGUUUCCUUGUGACUUUAGAAAGUGCACAAGUAUUCCUCUCUCAAAGAUUAAAGGAGAGAGAGGUUCUUGUCGGGAGUUCUACAAGAGGGGGGACAUCGUUUACUCAAACCUGCAAAAAUGAAUUGCAAGCUGUUGCUCCAGUUAUAAAUAAGGAUGAUAUGUGCAAGUCAGAGUCGAGAUUGACAUUUCCAAAUGAUAGCUCAGCUGUUCCAUUAUUGAAUAUCACGACAGAGAGUGUGGAUCUCACCAAAGAACGGAAGUCUUGUAGCCCUUUAUUUGCAAAGACGUUUCUUGCUACUCGUCCGCUUGUGUUCACAACCACUGCCAUUGCUGUUUGUUUCGCAGUAUGUAUCAUCAUUCUUCACCCAACUCCAGCGGGUGAACUCACUACAACGAUCCGGAGGUGCCUGUUUGACAACCCAUAGUUCUACUAAGCUUUCAUUCAUAUAGUUGUGCCUUAACCAUAUUUAAAAAAAAAAUGUAUCCUGUAUUUAACCAUCAUUCAAUUAUGAGAAAGUCAAGACAAUAAAUGGUGCAAGAGGGCCUCAGCUCGGUUGCUAGGUGAAGUCUCCUCCAGGUAGUUUGUGCUUCAUUAUUCCCUAAUGCACUUGUGUAUCAUAUAAACCAUUAGUUGAACAAAAAGUUGCAACGGUGUUUUAGUAUGUAAUUUUUUCUUAUUUUGGAUGGGUUCUAAUGCUCACGGAAAGUUGAAAAAGAAUAUUAUGUUAUUGUAUCAACAGUGUUAAUUUAGAAAUUCUUAAUCAUCACAAUAAAAAAAGGUAGUUAUGUGAUUGACUUCAG